AAAAAAAAACUAAAGAAAAAUAAGAGGUGGGUGAUGGAGAUGAACCCAUGAAGAACUUCAGUUUCAAAAAAAAUAAGAGUAGAAAAAUUGAAGAGAUUUUCCCCCAAACAAAUGGCGAUGUUAAUUCAAAACUUGGCACCACCGUUUUCAUGCCGGAAUCCGCUCUAUACGUCGUCGUUUCCACUCCCUUCUUCAUCUUCUUCUUUACUUUCCAUCACAAUUUUGCCGGAAAAUUAUCGAAAUGUACGGAAGAAAUUGAGGGUUUGCAGAGCUAUGACUGACCAGACGGCGCCAGAAGGACCUUCUUCUCCUUUUCUUAAGGAAAUUGAAAGACUUUCAGCUAAAGAAUCUCUGUUACUUGCUUUGAAAGAUGCUGGAGGUUUUGAGGCAGUGGUCACUGGGAGGACAACAGAGGGACAAUGCAUUGAUGUGAACGAGAGGAUCAUUGCACUUGAGAGACUUAAUCCGACACCACGACCUACAACGUCUCCAUAUUUGGAAGGUCUAUGGAAUUUUGAGUGGUUUGGAACUGCAAGCCCGGUGUUCUUGGCUACCAGGCUUUUAUUUGGGAGAAUUCCAUCGGCAUUGGCAAAUUUAUCAAAAUUAGAUCUGCUAAUCAGAAAUGGAUAUGGGACUGCUAUUGCGCAUGUCAAAUUGUUGAAUUCGAUCGAAAAUAAAUUUGUUCUCUCCAGCAAGUUUUCUGUUGAGGGACCUCUUCGGAUGAAAGAGGAAUAUGUUGAAGGGAUAUUUGAAACUCCGAAGGUAGAUGAGGAUACCGUGCCAGAACAACUAAGGGGUGCUUUGGAUCAGGCUGUUAACACUCUCCAACAACUUCCUGUUCCUGUUCCCUUCAGAGACACUGUGUCCCGUGGGUUGAAAAUUCCUCUUGGUGAGGCGUUUCAAAGACUUGUUAUGAUUUCCUACCUUGAUGAAGAGAUACUGAUAGCAAGGAACACUGCAGGAGAACCCGAGGUCCUAACAAGGUUGGAUCCGGCCCCUGAUCCUGAACCAAUAUCGGAUUAUGAGAGCUGAGGAGCUCAACUUUCUCCGAUAGAACCGGGUCAUUUCUCUCAUCAGCUGUAUUUUAACAUCUACUUAAAAGUUAUAUUACAUCUUUUUCACCAAGUAUUGUAUAGAUUGAAUGUGAUGAUGAGCAUUGAACAUGAUGUUAUAAGGAUGGUUGUUAUUAUAGGUAAAAGUUGAUAUAGAGAUAAAAAAAAGGGCAGCCCGGUGCACUAAAGCUCCCGCUAUGCGCGGGAUCCGGGGAAGGGCCUGACCACAAGGGAUAUAGAGAUAAAAUAUAACAUAAAAAAUCGAUUAUGAGAAAAGCUUGGUUGUUACUUGUUACAGUAAGGUGGUGUUAUAUGAGAAUGAUGUUAUAGAGAUGUUUGUCUGUAUUAAUUAUUACAGGUAU
Molecule: messenger RNA, 1414 nt
Organism: Solanum dulcamara
Lineage: Eukaryota; Viridiplantae; Streptophyta; Magnoliopsida; Solanales; Solanaceae
Product: probable plastid-lipid-associated protein 13, chloroplastic
Exons: 7
Coding region: 112-1032 (306 amino acids)
Source: RefSeq, a predicted model, not a curated record